CCUCGUUGCCGGCCAAUCAACAGACUUCGUGCGCGAUGUGUGGCGGGACCUCAGCAGCUGCUGUGCCGCCACAUUUUGAAUAAGUUAUGCAACCCGCUGUCUAGUCUCACUCUGCCAGUGCAGUCAGUAACAGCGGUGGCCGUUUCGCGUUCACCGCCCGGCAGCAGUACCAGGCCGCCGUUAUACCCGUGCCCGCAUUAUGGUGGAGGGUCCUGGCUGCACGCUGAACGGGGAGAAAAUCAGGGCCCGGGUUUCCCAGGGUCAGCGUGUGGUGGAACUGCGGGGCAAUGCUGUCGGCAGCAACAGCAGCAAGAAACCAUCUACAAAUGUUCCUACAGCCACAAGUAACCACAUUUUACAGUAUUUGCUUUCAAGUACCUUCACUGGGGUGGAGACCUUGGGAAAAGAACUGUUUGUGUAUUUUGGGAUGAGAGCAUUACGGGUACAUUUUGGAAUGAACGGAUCAAUGCGCAUUAAUCCAGCAGAGAGGAAAGACCGAAGUGGAGCUCCAGCAGCUCUAGAAGUGCAGCUUACCAAGGACUUGAUUUGCUUCUAUGAAUCCACAGUUGAUGUCAGGAAUGCAUCAGACUGUCAAGAAAAAGUUAGAUUAUUUCAAGACUUGGAUGUCUGCUCCCCGAACUUCAGUUUUUCUAGAGUGGAGUCUGAGGUAAAGAAGCAGGGAUGCCGUAUGCUCUGUGACGUGCUCCUUGAUCAAGCAGUGCUACCUGGAGUCGGCAAUAUCAUUAAGAAUGAAGCUCUUUUUGACAGUGGCCUGCAUCCGGCUAUUCAGGCUGGUCAGCUAACCGAUCAACACGUGAGCCAUCUUGUAAAAAUGACCCGUGACUUCACACUUCUCUUCUAUAAGUGUCGGAAGACUGGCUCAGCCCUCUACAAACAUUACAAAGUGUACAAAAGACCUAACUGCGGUCAGUGUGGUACAAAGAUCACAGUGUGUCGUCUGGGAGAACACAACAGAAUGACCUAUUUUUGUUCAAAGUGCCAAAAAGAUCAACCUCAGCAGGUUGAUGCAAGUCUACUCCCAAAACGAAAUAGUAUGAUUGGAUGGGCAUGUAGACAAGAGUCUUUAGAACAUGUGAGCAAGCGUGAGGAAGAGCACUGGUCAUGUACAGUCUGCACUCUCAUCAAUAAACCAUCAGACAAGAAAUGUGAUGCAUGUCUUACCUCCAGACCAGAAGUUUUAACAAAUGAAAAUGUCAGCUGUGACACUGACCUAGUCAAGUAUCCAUGUAACAGUUUUGGAAAACCCGUCUCUGAAGUGAAGAUAAACAGGAAAACAUCUUUUGGGCAUACGACUUUGGUACUAAGUGACUUCAGUUCAAAAAGCAGUACCAGUACAGAACAGCCUGCAGAGAUAUCCAUCAGUAACAAUUACAGUAACAUGCACAGUGCCUCCAAUAAGAGAAGAAUCAGUGAAAAUGAUCAGUGGACACCUUUAAAUGCCGUGGACGGUAAUACAAAUGCUGGCACUUGCUCAUUGAUUCACCAACUGAAGAAACAUAAGACUGACCAUACAGUACCAAAUAGAAUUGUUAGCUCCCCCAUUAGUUCACCUCAAGUUAACGGGACAGGGGCCAACUCUGAGCUGAAUCUGAGCAGCCCCCUGUGCAGGAAGCAUAAUCGCCCCUCUGCUCUUCGUGUUGUGAGGAAGGAUGGAGAGAACAAAGGGAGAAUAUUUUAUAGCUGUUCUCUGCCCAGGGAAACUUCUUGUGAGUUUUUUGAAUGGGCAGAUCUACAUUUCCCAUUUUGCAACCAUGGAAGGCGGUGUAUUAUGAGGACCGUUUUGAAGCUUGGUCCUAAUAAUGGUAAAAAAUUUUAUGUCUGCCCAUUCGGAAAAGAUAAACAAUGUGGUUUCUUUGAGUGGGCAAAACCAGAAGCUUAAUAAUGACUCCUUAUGCCAGUCAUAACUGCUGCUCUAAUAUACAAUGCAUGUACUACAAAGGUCUAUUUAAUUUUUCAUUGUAUAUUAUUUUACAAUGAUUCUACAAUAAACAUUUUUUCCCUUAA
Pseudophryne corroboree (corroboree frog) is the source of this 2025-nucleotide messenger RNA. It is a transcript of the gene NEIL3, whose product is annotated as nei like DNA glycosylase 3. The record is from RefSeq and is a predicted model, not a curated record. Lineage: Eukaryota; Metazoa; Chordata; Amphibia; Anura; Myobatrachidae. The coding region runs from base 200 to 1900 and encodes 566 amino acids. Gene Ontology annotation, molecular function: damaged DNA binding; DNA N-glycosylase activity; zinc ion binding. The transcript has 10 exons. Gene Ontology annotation, biological process: base-excision repair.